Molecule: messenger RNA, 5590 nt
Organism: Zalophus californianus (California sea lion)
Lineage: Eukaryota; Metazoa; Chordata; Mammalia; Carnivora; Otariidae
Gene: BAHD1
Product: bromo adjacent homology domain containing 1
Exons: 8
Coding region: 1165-3498 (777 amino acids)
Molecular function (GO): chromatin binding
Source: RefSeq, a predicted model, not a curated record
CGUGCACAGGAAGGCAGUGCUUAACUCAGUGCCAGUUGUGUGACUUUGGAUAUCAUCGAGGGAGGCGGCUUGGGUCCGGGCCCUUCCUGACCCUCACCCAGGUGACUACCUGGUCUGCCUUUGCCUGAGACCCCCCUGAAUACUUUCCUCCUAUGAAAAAUAAACCAAAAAGCCUGAGAAGCAGAAUUUAAAGCGCAGUGGGUAAGAGAGGUUUCAGGAAGGGUAGUAGGGCAGAGCCCUGGGUCCUCAACCCCUAAGAAUGGAGGUGGGUGUACAGUCUAGAGCUGAGUAAAUGAGGGGUGGGGGGAGAGCUGUGGCCAACGUCUUCCUGCCCCAGGGCAGCCCCUGCUUACAGGAGUGAUCUAGGCUUGACCCCCUGGUGUUCCCUUCAGUGCUGCCCAGAGCCCACACUCCCCAGGCCUCUGACCCUCCUUUGCACACAGCCGCUGGGGUGUGUCUGCCUGUGAGAGUGGGCCCCGUGCGUGCGUGAUGCUGCUGCAGCCUGAGGGCAAAAGCCAAGUCCUCCCUCCCUUUCUGCUCCUGUGUGGGGAGGACUCCUAGCCCUGGACAGACGUGGGAUGCGGGAUAUCGACGCUUCAGCUGGGCCUGCUGGGCCUGCUCUCCCCCUCAAUUUCGUGACCCACAGUGCCUGGGCCUGUGACGGCCUGUUUGCUGUGUUUAGAAUACACUUGUGAUUUUGGAUUCAGCCUGUGGUUUGCUGGGUCUCUGGUGUGGAGGACACCGGCCGGCCACCGUCCUUCAUGGCAGCUGGCUGUUUGCUCAUCGGAGCUGGGGACAGUCAGACUGGUUUUCUUCAGUGCGAGCUAACUUGACACAGUCUAGUGGUAGGAAGCUCCUGGCUGGGCUAGUGUGUGGAGACAGGACAGCAGGAGGAUUGGCCCAGCUGGAAUGGGCACCACGCCUCCUGCUUUCCCAGGCUUUCCCCCCGCCGCCCCCCACUGAGCUGGGCCACCCCUGCAGGUUAGAGGGGUCUGGCAGUCUGGGAGCCCCCUGCACCCAGCCCCACCCCAGGGAAAAGCUGCAUCUGAAGUUCUCACAAGUCCGGCUUCAAAGCAUGACUCAUACUCGCUCUCCUCAGAUGGGAGUACCGUGAGGCAGGCGGCAGAGACCCCAGCCUGUCCUCAGGACGAUUGGAAGUACCCCAUGACACACACACGGAGGAAGUCCCUUCCCAUGCUGAGUUCGGGCCCCUCUGGCCGCCAGGAGCCCCUGCAGAUGGAAGGCAGCAGUACGGAGCCGGGGGCAGAGAGUGUGGAAGCAGGCAUGCCCGAGAGCCCGGGGCACCUCACUGGGCGCCGCAAGAACUACCCACUGCGUAAGCGCCCAUUGGUCCCUGAGAAGCCCAAGGCCUGCAAAGUGCUGCUGACCCGCCUGGAGAAUGUGGCUGGUCCACGGAGUGCAGAUGAGGCUGAUGAGCUGCCCCCUGACCUGCCCAAGCCCCCGAGCCCAGCCCCAUCCAGUGAGGACCCUGGCCUUGCCCAGCCCCGCAAGAGGCGCCUGGCCUCCCUCAAUGCAGAGGCCCUCAAUAACCUGCUGCUAGAGCGGGAGGAUGCCAGCAGCCUGGUGGGCACCCGUCGCAGCCGAGGGGGUGACUCUCACCGCAGCCGGGACCGGGCCGCGGGGGGCUGGUCCUCCUCCAAGAAGCGGCCCCGGCUCGAGGACCUUGGAGGAGGAAGUCGGGACCUGUCCCCAGAGCCAGCACCAGAUGAGGGUGCCCGUCGAGAUGGUGACCCAGCGCCCAAGAGACUGGCCAGCCUGAAUGCAGCUGCCUUCCUGAAGCUGAGCCAGGAGCGGGAGCUACCCUUGAGGCCACCUCGUGCCCACCCAGAAGCAGAUGGGCGCUCCACAGAGCCACCGGCGCUGAGGGCUCCGAGGCCAAAGUGGGCUAAUAAGGUCAAUGGAAAGAACUAUCCCAAGGCCCAGCAGGGCCCUGGCUCUGGGGAAGCUGUGGGCCCACUUGGCUGGCAGAGGCACCCCGAGGAGCCAUGGCCAUCCGCCACCCCUCGGGGGCCAGCCAGCCAGCCACCUUACCAGCCCCUGAGCAAGGCUCUAGAGAGUCCCUUGGGGCUACGCCCCCACCUGCCUCUGCUGAUGGGCGGGCAGGCAGCCUUGAAGCCGGAGCCUGGGCGCCCAGGCGAAGAGUCACCUGCCCCCAAGCAGGAACUGCACCAGCCUUCUUUCCCCACACCCCAGCUGUCCCCCCUGCCGAUGCCUGGCAAUCCUGCCCACUACAGUGGCCUGUGCGGUCGACCUGAGCUCCCUGCACUAGGCAGCUUCUACCUUUACUGCAGCCAAGAUGGGCUGCAGUGUGGAGGCUACGCCCCCUGCCCCAUGCUUCCCGAGGGCAAGUUGUCCCCAGUGGCUGCACCUAACGAGGGGCUCCUCUUGGCACCGAGCUCAGUGCCCACAGGCACCCCUUUCCAGCACCCACCCUGGGGCUCUCGCUACUGCUCUAGCGAGGACACUGGAGUGAAUGGCUACAGCAUCUGUGAAAUGUUGCCCCCAUCUCUUACCCACAUCGGCACUACCUGCGGCGGCUGCCCCUACAAAAUGCCUUUUGCAGCAGAAGGCUGCAGGUCCCUGGGCCAGCUGGAAUUUACUCUCCCAGAAGCCGGCCACCCUGCCUCACCUGCCCACCCCCUCCUGGGAUGCCCUGUGCCCAGCGUGCCACCUGCAGCAGAGCCCGUCCCCCAUCUUCAGACACCCACCUCGGAGCCCCAGACAGUAGCCCGCGCGUGCCCUCAGAGCGCCAAGCCUCCUAGCGGCUCCAAGUCAGGUCUGCGCACAGGCUCCAGCUGUAGGCACACGGCAAGAAGCAAGGCCGCCUGCAGGCCCAGCCACCCCAAGCAACCACGUGUCCAGCGCCCGCGCCCACGCCGCCGCCGCCGCCGCCGCACUAAUGGCUGGGUGCCCGUCGGGGCUGCGUGUGAAAAGGCUGUCUAUGUCUUGGAUGAGCCAGAACCAGCCAUCCGAAAGAGCUACCAGGCGGUGGAGCGGCAUGGAGAGACGAUCCGAGUCCGGGACACUGUCCUUCUCAAGUCAGGCCCACGAAAGACGUCCACACCUUAUGUGGCCAAGAUCUCUGCCCUUUGGGAGAACCCUGAAUCAGGAGAACUGAUGAUGAGCCUCUUGUGGUAUUACAGACCAGAGCACUUACAGGGAGGCCGCAGUCCCAGCAUGCACGAGCCUCUGCAGAAUGAAGUCUUUGCAUCGCGACAUCAGGACCAGAAUAGUGUGGCCUGCAUUGAGGAGAAAUGCUAUGUGCUGACCUUUGCUGAGUACUGCAGAUUCUGUGCCAUGGCCAAGCGCCGAGGCGAGGGCCUCCCCAGCCGAAAGACAGCACUGGUGCCCCCCUCUGCAGACUACUCUACCCCGCCACACCGCACAGUGCCCGAGGACACGGACCCUGAGCUGGUGUUUCUUUGCCGCCAUGUCUAUGACUUCCGCCAUGGCCGCAUCCUCAAGAACCCUCAGUAGCCUCCUCAGGCCUACACUGGGCCUGCCCAUGGGCAAGUGGGGCCCGAGGCAGGGGGCACUGCUUGAAGCACAGCACUUGGUUAAGGGGCCACAGGGGCUCGAGGCUGCUGGCCUGUGGUUCUCUUGGGGGGGAGGGCAGGGACCCUUAUGGGUACUGGGCCCCUUGGGAGGGAAGGGGAGGCCAGGGUAUAAGGAAAGCAUCACAGCCCUCAGCUUGGCCCAGAGUACCUCUCUGUGGUUGCCUGGGUGGAGACUUGAAGAAGCAGUCUUCCCUGAGGCUGGGCCAAGCCUGAGGGGCAUGGGACCCUGGGGGGGAGGGGAGAGUCCUUCAGGAAUAAGGCCCAACUGGCUCUUCUUUAGCCCCCCCCCCCCCGGGCCCUUCAAGGGGGGGAGGCGAGCGGGAGCCAGCUUUACCUCACCCACUGUGACCCACUGCUUCCCCAUCAGCCUGGGACCAGGCUCUCUCAGAUUCUAGCACAGCUCCGAGCUCCUUCCUUUGAGGCAUAGAGAGCCAGAGUCUGGCUUCCAGAGCGUAGACUUUCUCUUUCUAGACUCGGGGCCUUUCCCUGGCUUCCUCCUUUGCCCCUGCAGUAGCCCCUCCGCUGGGACAAGUUACCCAGUGCGGAACAGUCAUGGGUGUGGCCCACUUGUGGGUGUCAGCUUCCUGUCUGCCUCCUGGUGAGGGCCAUCCAGCAGGUCUGGCUUCCCAGAAGCUAACUGGUCAACAUUGGGUUUGUCAUGUCUGGGAGGGCGGAAGGGAGCUGGGAGGGGGUGGGGGGCAGGGGGCAAGGAAAAUUGCUACCUGAUUUAUUGAAGACUUUUCCUCUUGCCUUACACUUGGAGGUUGUAGGAAACCUCUUGCAGAACUUCAUACCUGACUCUUCAAGCCACACCCACCUGAAAUCAAACCAAAGGAGUGCUGUGGCUCCCCUUGCCCCACCACCCCUUACCCUGGUCUUUUGUAGAUUGCACUAAUUUACAUCCCUGCGAGAAUCAACACUGUAUCAGUCCACAGACCUGCUGAGCUGCAGCCACUCACUCUAGGAGCUAAGGACCUGCAUUUUCAGUUUGUUCCUGUUGCCCAGGGGCCCUGUUUUCACCUCAUGCUGCUCCUCAGAGUAGGUUAGGAGGCUGGGCCCCCUGUUGUCCUUGCCAGGACUAGGCCUCUGCCCCCCCCCCCCCCCCCCCCCCCGCCCCCGGGGCUCUCUGUGAGGGGGCUGGAGCAGCCUCGUUCUAUCCUAUUUGUACCAAAGAGGAGCAUUGGUGGGGAGGGGGAGAGGAGCACCGUGUGGUCUGGGCCCUGCUGUUAGCACUUACUCGGGGCAGGAGCCAAGGAGGGCAGUGCUCCUCCUCCUCCUCCCCUAGGAAGGGGCAGGCACAGACCCAGCUCAAGCUAAGGAGGUGACACUGGGUGCGGACAGUCAGGCUGGGUCUGGAGAGGGAGGUCAAAGCGAACCCCGAGGGCCCUCCCGGCAACCCCAGGCCUUGUGCUAUCCCUGAGAAGACAGGCUGCUCCCGAUGGGUCACUGGGCUUGGGGGAGGCCUGGAGGCUUCAGAGGUGAAUUUACACAUGGAAAGCCCAAUCCCAAACCCUAGGGGAAGGGACUAGGGUGCCCUUGUAUUGAAUAAGCUGUUUGGAGGAAGGAGUGGGGCAGUAAAAGAGCUUGGCAGAGAGUGGCUGCAGGGGCUCUGGACAGCCAGCCUGGGAGCUUGCUCAUUCCCAGGGUGCUGGGCCCUUGCGGCCAAGGAGCCCAGCCUCACUCAGCAGGAGAGGAGAUCAAGGCCCCUCCUCCCUCGGAGGCAGGGUCUGCUGCCCAGAACUUAAAUGCUUUUGAAAUCUCUUAGAUGUGGAAAUAUUUUUUCGAACCUGAAAAUGCAGCUGGUAGAAUUUCAAUGGAAGCAUAAUUCAUGUAAAAUAUAUUUUAGUUGAUAUUUUGUAAAAUGCACUUUUUGUGUGUGUCGACCCUGGUUUCUCAGAUCUGUAUUUCAGUGUUUACAAGGGAGGGAGGACCUUUCCUCACCUCCCUUUUGACAGAGAUUAGAAGUACUUCUUUAAGAAAAAAAUAAAUUUGAAAAAUUGUAUUGAUUUAGA